Dicentrarchus labrax (European seabass) is the source of this 2735-nucleotide messenger RNA. RefSeq names its product lamin-A-like. Lineage: Eukaryota; Metazoa; Chordata; Actinopteri; Moronidae. The record is from RefSeq and is a predicted model, not a curated record. The coding region runs from base 75 to 2246 and encodes 723 amino acids. The transcript has 18 exons.
CUGACCUUUGACAGAGUUUUGCCACCGAGUCAGUUGAGGUGACUCUGAAAUGCAACACUCAACAGAGCUCCAAGAUGCUUAACGCAGACACAAAGCUCCUUAAAUCUCAUCCCACACCCCUCAUUGUUCUGGUUUUCCAUCUUCUUCUAACACACUUCUGUAGAGGUCAGUUUCAGCUGAUUGGCUCAUCUCAGCCAAUAGUAGCAACACUUGGCCACGACAUAAUUUUGCCUUGUCAUCUGGACCCUGCGGAAGAUGCCUCUGGUUUGACACUGGAGUGGACGAGAGCUGACCUGAACCCCAGAUUUGUCCAUGUGUGGCGUGAUGGUCAAGAACUUGAGAGUAAAAAACAUCCUUCCUUCGAGGGAAGAACGUCACUGUUCAUCGAUGAGCUGAAGCUGGGAAACAUUUCACUGAAAGUCUCCAAAGUGAAGAUUGGUGAUCAGGGAACGUACAGAUGCUUUAUUCCAUCACCAGGAAAGCAAUCUUCUGUUCAGCUAGUUGUUGCUGCUGUCUUUUCACCGGUUUUAAGUUUGGCUGGCAUUGAUAAAGACACCAGUGGAGUAGUUCUACAGUGUGAGUCUAAAGGCUGGUAUCCAGAGCCUGAGGUGGUCUGGCUGGACGGUGAGGGAAACCUCCUCUCUGCUGGACCUACAGAGACAGUCAGAGGUCCUGAUGACCUCUAUACUGUCAGCAGCAGAGUGACUGUGGAGAAGAGACACAGCAACAACUUCACCUGUAGAGUCCAACAGAAGAACAUCAACCAGACCAGAGAGACACACAUCUAUAUUUCUGAUGAUUUCUUCGAGGUCCAGUCCAGUUCUUUUACUCUCACAGUUGGUCUGGCUGUUAGUUUGGCUGUUUGUAUCCUGCUUAUUCUGUUACUUGUCUUCUUUGUGUGGAAAUGGAGACAAAACAUAAUCAUAAACAAGGGAAGCCACUGGGGUGACAGUGGUAGAGGAGAGGAGAGGAAUUGCUCCAAAAGAAACAAAACUGAAGAUCAGAGAGAGACACUCAUGGCAGAUGAAACAGUGCAAAUGGAGGUUUUGAACGAGGGAAAAGGGAAAAAGAAGAACAAACAUUUAAAUAAGCAGAAAACGGAGCAGCAGAGGAGGGAGGAAGCUGAGAAUAGAGUGAAGAGGGUCCUCAUUCUAUUCUCAGAGGAGCUGGAGACGAGGAAGAAUGAGAAACAAGAUGAGCUGCAGCAGCUCCGUGAAGAGAGGCAGAGGCACCAGAACAACCUGCAGACCGUGAAGAAAGAGCUGGAGAACAAGAACAAAGAGCUGCAGACAAUCCAAGCCAUGCUAUCCCGGUGGCCUUUGAGAGGCAGAAAAGAAGAAGAGCAGAAGAAGAAUAAAGCUGAGCAGGAAGUGGAGACACUGAAGAAGAAGAUGGAGACUCAUCAGAAGGAAUUAGACAUCAAAAUCAAACAGGUUGAAGACAAACAAGCUGAAGUCCAGCAGCUCCAGGAUGAGAUUCAGAGGAUGGAGACCAACCUGCGGACCCUGAUGGAGAAUCUGGAGUCCAACAACAAGGAGUUGGAAAGAAGCCAAGCUGCUCCGGUCCGGUCUCCUUCAUCUUGGUUGGAGGGAAAACAGGCUGAAAUCAGUCAGCUCCUGCAGGAGAAACAGAACAGGCAGAAGGAAGUGGACACCCUGUACAAUCAGCUGGAGACCAAGAACAAAGAGUUGGACCAGAAGCUCUGGCACGAGCAGCAGAGAGCAGAGAAAGCUGAGAAAGACCUGAAGGAGCUGAAGAUCAGAAACAAGGAGUGGGAAAAGAAGUUUAAGGAGGAGAAGAAGAAAAGGAAGGAAGCUGAGAGAAAAGUGGAGAACUCAAACAAGGAACCAGAGCCCAAGUACAUUGCAAACAGAUGUGAAGUGCUGGAGGAGAACGACACCAGCUCGACCAAUCAGAGCUCAAUCACAGCACCUGACGUUGAGGUCGACCCGCAGGGCAAAUAUAUUCGUCUCAGAAACUCGUCCAAUGAGGAGCAACAACUGGGAGGAUGGAGGUUAGGAGUCCGGUUAAAUGAGACAAAACCCAUCAUGUACACAUUUGAGAACUCAUUCAAACUACAGGCUGGAAACACUGUCACUUUGUGGGCUUCAGGUUCUGGUGGCCGUCAUGAUGCCACUGACCGGGUGUGGAUGGACCUGAAGUCCUGGAGGUCUGGAGACAAACUGCAGGUCACUCUCAUCAGCAACACUGGAGACAUUCACUAUAACUUAAAAUUCAUGUCAUGAAUCAUUCUUCCAUUCUGGAAUCAACAACAAUGGAUAUUUUAUUUAAUUUUUUAUGAAUAUCAAAUCAAACAUUAUUACAUUUUCCUUUUUGUGGCAUUUUCAACAAUUCAAAACACGUUUUCUUUGCUAGCCAUGGGAUUAGGACUGAAGGGAAAAUAAACUCAAAAACUGAGCGAAUGUAACUCAGGAACUUUUGUUCUGUAUUUGUACUGAAUUGAAUCUCUAUAUUAACAUUUCUUCUCCUUUGACACACACAGUUUCUACAGCUCAGUGGUUUGGACAGUAAAUAUAUUAUUUUCUAUUCUGUGUUUUGUAUUGUUUGUAAAUUAGUUCAUACUGUCAGUUUAGAAUGAUCUGCUCCAUGUUUCUGUAUUAAAGAGGUAAAAAUCAAAUAUCAAAUAUGUUUUCCAGACAUGUUGUUUAUAUUAUUAUUAUUUGUCCUGUGAGGUACAACUUUACAGUAUAUAAAUAAACACUUUUAUAUUUAAA